UUUAUUGAUUUUUUAAUAAAAAAGAAUCAAAACUAACGUUUCUGUAUUUUCUUUUGUUUUGUUUUCAUUAUUCAAUUCCUUGCUGUUUUCUACCGUGUUACAAAUAAAUAAAAGUCGUUGUAGUGUAUUUUUUGGGUAUUCUUUUAACGUUUAAUCCAAUCAGAUGUCUAUAAGAGAGCUUCGAAGAGUUGAUUGCGCCAAAUGAUUUUAUUUAAUAACGGUUGAGUGUUGGUUAGUCUGCUACAGUAUAUUGAUAUCGUCGGUCGUUCCUAGACGAGCAUCCUUAUUCGUUAAGAGUAUGAGCCUUACCGAUCAUUUAUCUAACGUAACUACUACGAUUGUCGUACCUUAUCCACGUCCUGCUAUCGUCUUCGCUUACGUAUCUGCUAUCGUAUUCGUAAUUGUAGGCUCACUAGGAAAUCUCCUGACCAUUUUAGCCUUAUGGAAAUGCGUCAAAUUACGCCAUGCCACUACAGUAUUUGUCAUUAGUUUAUGUUUUGCGGAUUUACUCUUUUGUUUUAUCAAUUUACCCCUGACUGCUUCACGAUAUAUUCAUCAAGCUUGGUUACUAGGUGAUACCCUUUGUGUACUUUUCCCAUUUUUCUUUUAUGGAAACGUUGCUGCUUCUCUAUUGUCUAUGACUGCCAUCACUAUAAACAGAUAUGUAUUGAUCAACCAUUAUACCAUUUACUCUAAAAUCUAUCAGAAACGUUACGUGGCCAUCAUGAUAGCUUUCAUCUGGUGUUUCAGCUUUGCCAUUUUGAUACCGACUCUAGUUAGGUCCUGGGGAUAUUUCGGUUACGAUCCCCGAACAUUUUCGUGUACAAUUUUGUCCCUAAAAGGGCGAUCUUCCAAGAAAUUCCUCUUCGUCUUCGGAUUCUUACUACCCUGCAUCGUCAUCAUCAUCUCUUACUCCUGCAUAUUUCUAAAAGUUCGUCGAAGUGGCCAGAAUGUAUCUUCUCACGUUUCCAGUAACAAUAGGAAUGCCGAAAGACAAAUGUCUCAAAGGAAAGACGAAUUGAGGAUUACUAAGGUCAUGUUAACUGUAUUUUGCUCAUUUCUAAUUUGUUUCCUACCCCUAAUGAUCGUCAAUGUUUUCGAUUCGGAUAUAAAGUAUCCAACCGUGCAUAUACUUUCUUCAGUUUUGGCUUGGAUGUCUUCAACAAUCAAUCCAUUCAUCUAUGCUGUAAUGAAUCAGCAAUAUCGUCAAGCUUACCUUCGUUUAUUAUGUCCUCGUUCUAGAUAUUGCAGUUCACCCGAUUUGAAAGUUUCAACAAGAUCCGGCAGCUCCGUUUUCAUGGACAUGUUUAAUAAUUCUGGAAAGAAGAAAAAGUUAUGCUCCACUGACGAUAACAAAUCCAAUUCAAAUUGUCAUCUGUAAAUUAUAACAGCGAGUAGAAAGAACAAUAUCUAAUCUCAGCUUUGUUAUUAUAUAAAAUUUUUGGUAUUUGCUAACGUCGGUGGCAUAUUACAAUAGCCUCCGAGUUAUAACUGAUGAAUUUUUUUUCGAAAUUACAUUAAAAAUAAUAAUAAUUUUUAUAAAUAGAAUAGUGAGAAAUCCGGUUAACCACUGUAAAGACUGAUUUAAUAAAAAAGAAAAAAAAUUGUUAAUGCUAAAACUCGAAUAAAAUCUUUAUUAAGUCCGACUCCAUUCGGGAUACGAUACGUGACCACUUCUAUCUCCUCACCCCUUCGAUCUUUAACUACGAAAAUUUAAUAACAUCUAUCCCCAUAAUACACAAACCUCCCUGCG
Messenger RNA from Centruroides sculpturatus (bark scorpion), 1753 nucleotides. RefSeq names its product protein trapped in endoderm-1-like. Gene Ontology annotation, cellular component: membrane. The transcript is spliced from 5 exons. Gene Ontology annotation, molecular function: G protein-coupled receptor activity. Gene Ontology annotation, biological process: G protein-coupled receptor signaling pathway. NCBI's taxonomy places the organism in Eukaryota, Metazoa, Arthropoda, Arachnida, Scorpiones, Buthidae. The record is from RefSeq and is a predicted model, not a curated record. The coding region runs from base 299 to 1381 and encodes 360 amino acids.